Molecule: messenger RNA, 1684 nt
Organism: Gastrolobium bilobum
Lineage: Eukaryota; Viridiplantae; Streptophyta; Magnoliopsida; Fabales; Fabaceae
Product: BTB/POZ domain-containing protein At1g55760
Exons: 4
Coding region: 213-1199 (328 amino acids)
Molecular function (GO): protein binding
Source: RefSeq, a predicted model, not a curated record
AAAUAAAUAAGAAAAAGAAAAAGGUACUGGUUGAGUGGUAGUUAACAGAGAGAGAGAGAGAAACAGAGUGAGAGAAACAGAGGAUCCUCAUAUGAAGAGUGAAGAGAAUUGCAGAAGAAGGAGUCAACCUGGGAAAGCACGGAGAUUUUUUGUUGGUGGGUAUCUUAGAUUGCAUCCAUGAAAUCACAACAGCACUGGCUUUUGCUAAUAGGAUGAGCGAUUCUGCAUACAGAGUCGAAACCACUUCACGCCUUGCUCAAUGGAGAAUCGAAAACUUGGCUUCUUGCACUUACCGCAAAUCCGAUCCUUUCAAGAUUGGAAAAUGGAACUGGCAUUUGUCGGUGGAGAAGAACAGGGUUUUGUUUGUUAAAUUAUUCCCAGAAAUUUCCAAUCUAACGAGAGAUAAUCCCCCAAUUGCAUCUUUCAUUGUACGGGUGGUUAGUUCUGUUGGAGAUCGCAAGGCCCUCACACAUCCAGAAAUAAAGGACAAAGUGAUUAAGAACAAUGAAGACUUUGUUUGGGCAAUUGAGGUUCCACUUACUGGAAAAUUCAUUAUUGAUGUUGAGUUCCUUGAUUUGAAGACUGCAUCCCCAAACGGUGGAGAACCUUGCUCCAUUUGGGCUGAAGGAUUUACUCAGAAAAGAUCAAAUGCAAAAGCCCUUGAGUCUCUUGGUAGAAUGCUAACAGAAGGCAUCCACACAGACAUCACCAUCAAUGCUUCUAAUGGAAGUAUAGGAGCUCAUCGAGCUGUUCUUGCUGCCCGGUCACCGGUCUUCCGCAGCAUGUUCUCACAUAAUCUUCAGGAGAAAGAGUUUUCAACCAUAAACAUCUCAGACAUGUCCAUUGAAGCUUGCCAUGCUUUCCUCAAUUAUCUUUAUGGGAUCAUCAAACAUGAAGAAUUUCUGACUUAUAGGCUGACCCUUCUGCAUGCAGCUGAUAAGUAUGACAUAGAUGACUUGAGAGAGGCAUGCCAUGAGAGUCUUUUAGAAGAUAUUGAUACAAAAAAUGUACUUGAGAGGCUCCAAAAUGCAUCACUAUAUCAGUUGAUUAAACUGAAGAUGAGCUGUAUCCGAUAUCUUGUGAAAUUUGGUAAAAUAUUUGAAAUUCAGGAUGAUUUCAAUACCUUCCUGCAAAAUGCAGACAGGGAUCUGAUUGCUGAAGUCUUCCAUGAAGUUCUUGAUGCCUGGAAAGGAUUCUGAAUAUCUUGCAACUUCAAAGGACAGGAAGGCAUGGUGUUAUUUAACAUACCCACUAAAUAGGUUGUUUGAAUUUGUUGUGCAGGAUUUGUUUUCAUGAACCUAAUUCUUUUCCCCAGAUGGAUUUUUUUUAUGAUUUCCAUGUACAUACUUAUGUCAUGCUCUUUAAAUAUAAACCACAAGGUAUUAUUGUUUACACAAAAUGUACAUCUGCAUUAAAAGAAAAAGGACAUGUAUUUCAUGAAUGCAAAUGGUUCUAAUGAUACUUGGUUGUUUUAAUUUGUUUCCUUGUUUCAGAGAAUUUCACAAUUUAGAUUUUUCCCGUACGUAUUUAAUAAAGACACAGAAAGAGAACCACUAUAACUAGUAGUACAUUGUUUAGAAGUUGGAACAAGAUGAUAUAAUCUUGGGGCAGGUUAUAUUUACAAAUUUUUUUCUUUACAAACUACACUAUCUUCUCCUGGGAGAACACUAGGUUUCACUAUGUU